This is a messenger RNA of Fonsecaea erecta, 2826 nucleotides long. RefSeq lists its product as hypothetical. Gene Ontology annotation, molecular function: protein binding. The transcript has 2 exons. Gene Ontology annotation, biological process: exocytosis; Golgi to plasma membrane transport. The record is from RefSeq and is a predicted model, not a curated record. The coding region runs from base 1 to 2826 and encodes 941 amino acids. NCBI's taxonomy places the organism in Eukaryota, Fungi, Ascomycota, Eurotiomycetes, Chaetothyriales, Herpotrichiellaceae. Gene Ontology annotation, cellular component: exocyst; cytoplasm.
AUGUCGAAGCCCAAGAAACCACCGGCGCUGAACAAGGUGCCACGGAGAGAUCCGCUGGCUUCCUUGAAGAUGGCUGAUAUGUUGAUAUCCAAGCCAGUACUUCCUGCAGAGGUCCUGGCCACUGUGAUCGACAACCUGACGGUACCUGAUCUGCUUCGAUUCGCUCGAGUAUCGCGCCGGAUGCAUGAGAUGAUAUAUGACGAUUCACGAUGGGUGAAACGACUAAGGAUGAUGGGAUGUUGGAAUGACGCUGAAGCGAGGAGAAGAGCAGAGCCUCCAAAAACACCCACCACCCCAGCUCAAAGACGGAGUACAAUAGAUCGCAACUUGGUGAACGGGAAGGGUAGGCCAGAAGUCUUGUUUGACAUGGAUGCAUCCCCAGUUAACCAAUCUCGCCAAAUGAACCUCUUUUCACCCUUUCGGGCUCGAUCAGCGGCAGCGGAUGGGUUUGACGUGGCUGAGAUUUCGAGCCCGCGGACUCCGGCCUCUACAGGACUCCCUAUUGACCACGAUGCGGCAUUGUCAGCUUUCUCGAGGGUUAAAUCCAUCAGAGGACGGGCCAGACAAGAGUAUGGCAAGAUCUACAAACUCCUAGCCCCAUACUAUACCGAUCUGCUCUCUGCCUCCGACCCAAUGCAUAGCCGGAUAUUCAAGGAUUUCUCUCUCCCAGAUCAGCAAGCUCAACUUUUGGCGAAUGUUCAGAUCUUCUCUGCCAGUGACUUCUCGCCUGGCUCGGGCGAGAGGGACCGACAGAUCUCGGAAGUCGUUGGCAUCUUCGACACGACAUCUCUCCUGGAGUUUCGGAAGGGCUACGAGUUCAAGGAUAUACAUGGACGGAUGCGUCAGUACGCACAGGUCAUGUAUAUCCUCAACGGUGGGAAGAGUGGUGUUGACCUUUUCUUGCAUGACAACAAGAUGAUCAAUCAACGAGCCGAAUUCGGCUCCGUGGAAGAUUGCAUCGACUACUCCCUAGGCUAUGGCGAGCUGUCCCUGGAAAGGGUCCAAGCAUACUUUGAACGACUUGGGAAUGCCUUCAUGCAGGAAAAUGGCAUUGUUCAAGCUGUGUUCCCCAAUGCCAAGGAGGUAGCUCUUCUUCUGCUGGAAGAGAUAGCCAAGGAGAUCCUCUCACCUUUUCUAUCGGCAUUGUUCGAGGAUGCCCGGACUCGAGGAUCGUCUAUAUAUCUCCGAAUCAUAUCAGGAACAUUCCAGGCAACCAGACAAUUCAUCGAAAAUGUUGCUCUCCUCGAGGAUGUUGAUGAAACAAUUAUAGCACGAUGCAAUGCCAUUGGAACCAAAAUAUUUGCACCUCAUCUCGAAACCUACCUUGCUGAAGAACUAGCUUUCUUUCGCCACAAAGCAGAUUCCGAAGUCGAACAAUGGGAUCGAGCUUUGUCCGAACAGGCUGCCUCGACGGAGAGCUUUCUCAUGUCUAAUGUGAACCGGCAAGCCGAUAAGAAAGACUUCAUGUCAUCGUUCAAGCAAGUGCUCAUGAUGCCAGUCAAUAUUCUGCCUGUCUUUUCCGGCUCCUCCGCUCACAAAGUCGUUCCCAAGCACCUCGACAGCGAUGUCGCUUCCUUGUCAAGAUCUGCCACUCCUAACCAAUCGGGCUCCCGAACCAUGACUCCGGCUCUCCCCCAAGAGGCCCCGACCAAUGAACUUGCCGCCAAAGCUGCCCUGAUGAAUUCCAAGCUUGAGAAUAUCCGAUCCCUGUUCUCAAUUGAAGUCGCUCUCAACCUCGUCCAUGCCGCCAAGUCUUCGCUGGACCGUGCCGCACAGUUCAUUGCGUUAGGAGGUGAAGCCGGCGAAUCGGCUCGCACACAAUGUUCUGCAAUUUUCAUCUUGCUGGUACAGACUGUGGGGAUACGCCACGUCAAGACCGGUUUCGACAAGGCCAUUGAUCACUUGUCGCAUUACUCGGCUCGCGAGACGAACACCAACAACGAUGGUGAUCCGGCCACAACAGUCCAAGUGGCGCCCCUCGCGACGUUUCUCGAGCUCGUCAACGUAGGCGACCUCAUUCAGCAAAUGCUCGACGUUUUCUACGAGUCCGAGUUAGUGCGCUUACGCAUUUCCAACCGGGAUGAUUUCCUGGACGUUAAUGUGAAAGAGAAGCGCAGGUUCGAGGCUAUGCUUGAUGAGAGCGUGGCUGCUGGUUUAGGUAAAGGUAUCGAUGUGCUGAUGGAUGAAGUCGAGUACAUCUGCGCCACUACUCAGUUGCCUACCGAUUUCUAUCCCGAACUGGCCAUGCAAGAAGGCCACGCCACACAUCACGCAAGCACUGUGACAUCUAUACUAAAUGGUGGCACGAGCAGACCAGCCAGUAUAGCGAGUACAAUGCCUGUGAUGGACUUUUCCGGAAAGCCCACAGCGACUGCAUCGCGUGUGAUCCAGCUCGUUGCCCACCACACGGGCAUGUUGACCGGGGCGACUGAAAAGUCUCUGCUCGACGUCUUCACAGCAGAAGUUGGGCUACGGCUCUUUACCACGCUCACAAAACACAUCAAACGCCAACGGAUCUCUUGCGCGGGCUCCCUCAACUUGCUCAGCGACCUUUCCGCAUACUCACAGUUCAUCGCGACGUUCAAGAAUUCGGACUUGAACAGUUAUUUCACAGCCCUCAGGUCCUUGGCGCAGAUAUACCUCAUCCAAGGCACCAGUGAUAGGGACGUGAGAGAAAUGAGCACGAUUAUCGCGGACCAAGAGAGGUAUAAGGGCGUGUUUACCGUUGAGGAGGUCGUCGAGUUUGCAGAGAGGAGGAGCGACUGGUUAUUGUUGAGAGCGAGAGUAGAGGGCAAGGUGAAAGGCGAUGGCUGCAUAGCGAUGUGA